This is a messenger RNA of Pogonomyrmex barbatus (red harvester ant), 1784 nucleotides long. RefSeq names its product saccharopine dehydrogenase-like oxidoreductase. The record is from RefSeq and is a predicted model, not a curated record. NCBI's taxonomy places the organism in Eukaryota, Metazoa, Arthropoda, Insecta, Hymenoptera, Formicidae. Gene Ontology annotation, biological process: glycolipid biosynthetic process. Gene Ontology annotation, cellular component: mitochondrion; plasma membrane; lipid droplet.
GAUAUUUGAUCUUCAAUGUUAAUUCGACGUCGCGUCAACCAAACAUUUCUGACUGGAAAAAUGGCAGAUCGUUUGGAUAUAGUAAUAUUUGGUGCUACUGGAUAUACUGGAAAAUAUAUAGUGAAGAAUGCAGCGCAAAUGUGCAAAGAGAAACAAAUGAAAUUUGGUAUUGCUGGUCGUAGACAAGAAGCAUUAGAAGCAAUCGUUAAGGAAUUUGUCUCAGAUACUGAUGAUAUACCUAUUAUUCUGGCUGAUGUAAAAGAUGAGGCGUCUCUCAAGAAAAUGACCGAGCGAGCAAAGAUACUUAUUAAUUCUUGUGGUCCAUAUAGAUUUUACGGAGAACCAGUUAUUAAAGCUUGUAUCGCUACUUGUACUCAUUACGUUGAUGUCACUGGUGAAGAAGAGUUUAUGCAGAAAAUGCAAUUUAAAUAUAAUCAAGCAGCACAAGAAGCUGGCGUUUACAUAAUAAACGCUUGUGGUUUUGAUUGUAUUCCAAGCGAUUUGGGAAUUAUUUUCACGCAACAGAAGUUUGGAGGAGAAGUCAAUGCUAUUGAAAUAUAUUUGUCACUUUCAACUGACACUAAUGAGAAAGUUUCUAUUUUAAAUUAUGCAACUUGGGAGUCCGCAAUACACAGUUUAGCUAAUAUACAUGAACAACGAGAAUUGCGUGCAAAGUUAUAUCCUACCAAACUACCCGAAUUAACACCUAAAUUAAAAUCAAAAGGUAUACAUCGAAGCGACGCGUCUGAAGGAUGGUCUAUACCAUUUCAAAGUGCUGAUCGUUCCGUAGCUCUUCGCACGCAACGAUUCUUAUACGACAAAUAUAAAGAAAGACCCGUUCAAGUUCAAGUUUACAUCACGUUUAAGUCUUUCUUUGUCUGCCUAGCGGUUACCAUUCUCGGCAUGAUUUUAUUUUUGAUGUCUCGCACAGCAUAUAGUCGCAAUUUACUUCUAAAAUAUCCGACUUUAUUUUCAUACGGUCUUGUGGGCCAUAAAAAUCCGAAAUUAGAAACACAAAAAUCAACACAUUUUUCCAUGAUAUUUAAAGCCUGCGGAUGGACUGAAAAGUUGGCUGAGCCUAUUGACAAAUAUACAAGUCCACUUAAUAAGAAAGUAGUCACGAAAGUCAGCGGUGAUUCUCCUGCAUAUGAAAUGACUAGUAUUGUAGCGAUUUUAUCGGCAAUUACAAUUCUUAAUGAAACUGAUAAGAUACCAGACAACGGAGGAGUAUUCACUCCUGGUGCUGCGUUCGGUAAGACAUCUCUGAUCGAAGAAAUGAAUAAACAUAAUAUUAAAUUUGAGGUGAUAUCAUCUAUCGAGAAAUAGAAAUAGAACGAACGCUCUAUGUUUAGAUGGUAGAAUUUUUUUAAUGCUUAAUAAUUAUGUUCGAUUUUAUAUUAAUAUUUGUCAUUUGAGUCAGUUGAGUAGAAAUUUUUACAUAUUUACGUUUCCUUUUAAAAAGGAAAUUAUAAAAUAUAUAUAAAUGUUUAUAGGAUAAUUAAUAACAUAGCAAUUUCAUAAUAAAGGAUAUUUAUACAGGGUGUCCGGCAGCACUGUUCUCAUCAAUAUUUUGCACAAAUAAGAGCGCGCGGGGAGAAAGCGCUCGCCCGCCUGAUUCGCGCUCUUAUUUGUGCAACUUUAAUAUUUAAUAACUCGAAAAUUAUUGCGAAUAUUGCAAAAUGGUAUAAGACAUUUUGAUUUAUUUCGUUCCCGUCUACUUUCUCCCAAGCGAUGAGGACAGUGCUACGGGAUAUUCCGUAUAUGUGCCAUUUUAUAAUAUUGAA